Stegastes partitus (bicolor damselfish) is the source of this 3620-nucleotide messenger RNA. It is a transcript of the gene sema3aa, whose product is annotated as sema domain, immunoglobulin domain (Ig), short basic domain, secreted, (semaphorin) 3Aa. Gene Ontology annotation, cellular component: axon; plasma membrane; glutamatergic synapse. Gene Ontology annotation, molecular function: neuropilin binding; semaphorin receptor binding; chemorepellent activity. Gene Ontology annotation, biological process: neural crest cell migration; negative chemotaxis; positive regulation of cell migration. Lineage: Eukaryota; Metazoa; Chordata; Actinopteri; Pomacentridae. The coding region runs from base 329 to 2923 and encodes 864 amino acids. The transcript is spliced from 17 exons. The record is from RefSeq and is a predicted model, not a curated record.
GGGGGGAGAGGACAGAUAAGCCAAGGGACUAUAUAUCCUGGAGCCUCCACUCGGGGAGCCAUGUGAGCGGCACCCCCAACCUCCAACCUCCACCUACUUCACACUACACCCCACGGUCCUGCACUCUGAGCUGGGGAGCACAACCAACCGAGGAUUUUUCUGCCCCCCACCUCCCCUCUCUACUCUCCUCCCUGGAACCUCUACUUCUUUCAGGAGAGGGGACUCUCCGGGCUCGGCGUACCCCCGGCGGGAGACACUCAUCUCGGGGCACUGGUCGGGCUGUGAGUGCCCCCCUGGUCUGGAGGCCAGCCAGCAGCACUCCAGCACCAUGGAUUACCUGCUUGGGAUUGUAGUGCUGCUGUGCGGGGCGGUGCAGCCUGGACGAGGAGUUGAGCCCAAGCACAACGUACCCAGGCUAAAGCUGUCAUACAAGGAGAUGUUAGACUCCAGUAACCUCAUCACCUUCAAUGGCUUGGCCAACAGCUCGAGCUACGACGCUUUCCUAUUGGACGAAGAGCGAGGGAGACUAUUGGUCGGAGCCGAAGACCACAUCUUCUCUUUUGACCUUGUCAAUAUCAACAGAGACCACAAACAGAUUGCGUGGCCCGCCACCCCCUCUAAGAGGGACGAAUGCAAGUGGGCAGGGAAAGACCUGGGGAAAGAGUGUUCCAACUUCAUCCGGGUUCUCCAGCAGUAUAACCAGACCCAUCUGUACAUCUGUGGCACGGGAGCCUUCCACCCCAUCUGCGCUUAUCUGGAAAUGGGCAAGAGGGCAGAGGACAACAUCUUUCGGCUGGCCUCGCAUUUCGAGAACGGCCGCGGGAAAAGCCCCUACGACCCCAAAAUGCUCUCGGCCUCGCUUCUGAUUGACGGAGAGCUGUACUCUGGCACAUCUGCUGAUUUCAUGGGAAGGGACUUUGCUAUUUUCCGUACGCUGGGAGAUCAUCAUCCAAUCAGAACAGAGCAGCAUGAUUCAAGAUGGCUGAAUGACCCCAGGUUCAUCGGCGUAAACUUGAUCCCCGAGAGUGACAACCCUGAAGACGACAAGAUCUUCCUGUUCUUCAAAGAGAACGCCAUGGACGGAGAGCACACCGGGAAGGCUACCAUCGCCAGGAUAGGACAACUGUGUAAGAACGACAUGGGAGGUCACAGGAGUCUGGUGAACAAGUGGACCACUUUCCUUAAAGCCCGACUAAUGUGUUCAGUCCCUGGGGUGAACGGCAUUGAUACACACUUUGAUGAACUACAGGACGUGUUUCUCAUGAGCUCCAAGGACCCGAAGAAUCCAGUUAUCUACGCUGUAUUCACCACAUCCAGCAACAUAUUUAAAGGCUCAGCAGUCUGUAUGUAUAACAUGGCAGACAUCAGGAGGGUUUUCCUGGGUCCCUACGCCCACAGAGAUGGACCCAACUACCAGUGGGUGCCCUUCCAAGGGAGAGUGCCCUACCCUCGUCCUGGCACUUGCCCCAGCAAGACAUUUGGAGGUUUUGACUCCACCAAGGACCUUCCCGAUGACGUCAUCACCUUCGCCAGAGGUCACCCUGCCAUGUACAACCCGGUUCACCCGAUAGGAGGGCGUCCCAUCAUGGUGCGGACGGACGUGGACUACCAGUUCUCCCAGCUGGUGGUGGACAGAGUGGAGGCAGAGGACGGCCAGUAUGACGUCAUGUUCAUCGGCACAGAUAUGGGAACAGUGCUGAAGGUGGUGACGAUCCCCAGAGAGAGCUGGCAUGACCUAGAGGAGGUUGUGCUGGAGGAGAUGACUGUCUUUAGGGAGCCUACCCCCAUUACUGCCAUGGAGCUGUCCACCAAGCAGCAACAGCUGUACCUUGGCUCGGCCCUGGGUGUAUCACAGAUGUCUUUACACCGUUGCGAGGUGUAUGGGAAAGCUUGCGCUGAGUGCUGCCUGGCCAGAGACCCUUACUGCGCCUGGGACGGUGCUGAGUGCUCAAGAUACUUUCCUACCGCCAAGAGGCGAACCAGACGACAGGACAUCAGAAACGGAGACCCUCUCUCCCAGUGCUCAGACCUUCAGCAUCACGAUGAUGCGGAUGGACUAGGGGGCAGCGUGGAGGACAGGAGUGUGUUCGGUGUGGAGAACAGCAGCAUGUUUCUGGAGUGCAGCCCCAAGUCUCAGAGAGCGCUCAUCUACUGGCAGCUGCAGAAGCCCAACGACGACCGCAAGCAUGAGAUCAAGCUAGACGACAGAGUGCUUCGUACGGACCAGGGUCUGCUGAUUCGCAGCCUGGCUCAGUCUGACUCCGGCGUCUAUCACUGCCAGGCGGUCGAGCACGGCUUCAUCCAGCCCCUGCUGCGCCUCAACCUGCAGGUCAUCCCCACCCAGAGGCUGGGCGACAUCCUACCUGGACUCCCCGGUGCCGGAGGAGGCGUGGGUCACUCGGCCAAACACAGGGUGUGGUACCGAGACUUCCUCUCUCUCUUGGACCAUCCGGAGCUCAACAGCGUGGAGGAGUUUUGCGACAGAGUUUGGAAGAAAGAGCGCAAACAGAAGAGGGUGAAGACGCCCAACGGCAACGGUCAGGGCAAACCUGACAGCGCCGGCAGUUCCAACCCGGUAAUACGGCCCAAAGCCUUGGCGCCCAAUGCUCAGAAGCAGCAAGCCAGUCCACCACAGAGCCGGCCCUGGCUUCAGGCUGGAGCUCCAACAGCGGAGGAGCCAGCACAGAACCAGAACACCCAGAAAGCUCAAUCAAAUCUGGGUAUACUGAGCAGCCAGGCACCUAAGAACAACCAGAAGACACAAAACGGCCAGAAGGGGCAGGGCGUCCCGGCUGGCUCUCCGGUUGGGGGCGGAUCUCGAGCGACGAGCCAGCACGCAAACAAGUGGAGACGGAUGCAGGAAAACAAGAAGGGACGCAACAGGAGGACCCAUGAGCUGCAGAGACCCCCACGUAGCGUUUGAGAAAAAAAAAAGAAAAGCACAGAGACGAACACAUUUAACCAGAGCUACACACACACAAGCACAAACCCAUGCAUUCACAUAAACACACACACAAACACAUCCGAUAGAUUGUGUGUCCGACGUAUGAUUCAGUGACCUCUUCAUAACAGCAGCCAGAACAACAACAACAACAACAAAAAGAAAAAACAUACUUUCUAGGUAGAAAUACAUGAACUGCACACAAUAAAACCUUCAUUCAGAGACACAAAUGCACAUAAACCUGUGAAGAUGAACAGAGGACUGAAAACUGGAAUGCAUACUGUAAAUGUGUGGCUGGUUGCCUUGGAUACUGCCUGGCAGACACUUCAACCUCCUGUACAUAAGCUACUAAAAUAAGACUGGGACUAAAGUGUUUAGUGAGGUGUUUGUUGGUAAGCAAAUGGACUUAAUGUGCUGAGAGGACAGUUGUGGCGACAUUAAUAGAUUUAUGGAAGCAAAAACUGCAGAACUGCUGCCCGCGUUUGAACCCGAGCAUGUGAACUGCGGGCGGGGGACGGAUUUUUAAAACGCUUAUUUCGAAGAACUCGCUUGAGGAGAAAAAGUAACAACAACCCUUAAAGGAGGAAAGAAAAAAGGGACUCACCUCGACGUGCGCACAGCUUGCACCAGUGGCUCUCAUGUUGUUUCAGAAACAGCAUCGUUAAGGAGGCGGGGGGGG